CAUCAAUCAGCCACCGGAAACCAAGUCUGGAACCGCCCCCUGAGUAGCUGACAGACCAAUAAAAGAAGAGCAAGCUCGAAGGGGGCGGCAAUACCACAGGGUAGGUUGUGGCGGUUCCCCUGGUUGUACGUGGAGGGGGUUGAGGAGUCUACGGGCGUCUCGACGAUGUCUUGACAAGGCGCGGGAACAGCAGUGACAACGUGCAGAACCCUCCCCACCCCGGGAAGGAGGUGAAAGGAGCCGCUCAGCUCCCGAGGAAAGUCAUCCCAGCGCUGUGUUGAGGCGGGUUGCUAGGGGGUUCGUAGCCCUGAGGGGUUGGGGGAGGGGAGCAAACGACGAGCGGUUUUUCGUGCGCAUGCGUUGAAGUUACCGCUGCCCGGGACCAUCUUGACGCGCAUGACUGAAGCCGGAGGACCCAGUGUUGCCGGUGGAGUGGCGCCUGCGUGGUGAGGAUCCCGCUUAGGACAGGACUAGCCCCAGGUCUAUAGUAUGCUGGGCUGGCGCCCUGUGACGUAGCGAGGAGUCCUUUAAAGUGCUCCCGAAAACCCCUGCUCUGCAGAGCGGAACCUGAUCACACUUAAUUGGAACCUGAUUUUUUCGGUUUCUGCUCCCCAGACGGCUGCUGCCAUUGGGACUGUGGGAUGAGGCGGCCGGAGAGAUCUGGGCGACCUGGUGAUGUGUUCUUCCCGUCAGCUGGAGACCUUUGAAGAGAUCCCGGGAGGAGGCCCUGCUGCUUCUGCAUGACAUAGUCAGGCUGCUGCGGCUGAGGCCUCCCGGUGGCCACGGGGCCCCUCCAAGAGCCAGGAUUCCGCCUGUUCGCUUGCUAAUCCCUACCUGUCCUUCCCCUGAAGGAGGGGGAAAAAAGGGGGUUUACUUCUGGCAAACCGGGCUUCGAUCCUUGGAUCUUGUCCUACCCCCGUUCCACAAGGAGAGCUUUCAGACCUCUGAGGAGGAAGGGGACCAGAGCUGGACUGCGCUGACCCUCCCCACAAAGGUUUACGGGCUUUCUUGCAUCCAAGACCGGAACCUAGGAGAAGAUUUCUGCCCUGACCCGUCGCCCUCCCCAAAGGGGAGGAAAACCCCCAUGAAGUAUUGAAGCCGCAGCAUUCUCAAAUGCUUUGAGAAGGGACCGACCUAUGGAGGAUUGAAGAAGGACCAUCUUUCCUCCCCUCUCAACCUUCCUGGCUUCCAUCUCCUAGAGGAGAAGGGGAUCCUGUGGACCUUAAAAUCUACCUUUGGAGGGCUGUAGGCAAACCGUCUUUUUCAGAAGGAACAUUCGCAUACAGCUGGUGCAGGCCAUGAAUAGCAGCAGCACUUCCCACUCUCCAGUUCCCAGAGUCGGGUAUCUAGGAGAUCAAUAGAGGAAAGGUGGGGGUGGGGUAGGAAGCAGCUAUGGCUGCUGCCAGCGGCUACACCGACUUACGGGAGAAACUCAAGUCCAUGACAUCCCGGGAUAACUACAAACCCAACAGCCGCGAGGCUGCCGUGGUGGCCGUUGCUGCUGCGGCUGCAGCUGCUGAGCCCUACACCAUCCCGGCCAAACGUAAAUACCAUGAAGACUCAGAUUCCGAGCGCAGUGACUACGAGGAGCAGAAGGAGGAGGAGGCCCGCAAAGUGAAGAGCGGCAUCAGGCAAAUCCGCCUCUUCAGCCAGGAUGAGUGUGCCAAGAUCGAGGCCCGCAUCGACGAGGUGGUGUCCCGAGCAGAGAAAGGGUUGUAUAACGAGCACACUGUGGAUCGGGCCCCCCUCCGCAACAAGUACUUUUUUGGAGAGGGCUAUACCUAUGGGUCCCAGUUGCAGAAGCGAGGUCCCGGUCAGGAGCGGCUCUAUCCACCUGGAGACGUGGAUGAAAUUCCGGAGUGGGUGCACCAGCUGGUGAUACAGAAGCUGGUGGAGCACCGUGUCAUCCCCGAAGGCUUUGUCAACAGCGCAGUCAUCAAUGACUACCAGCCCGGAGGCUGCAUUGUCUCACAUGUGGAUCCCAUCCACAUCUUUGAGAGACCCAUAGUGUCGGUCUCUUUCUUCAGUGACUCCGCCCUCUGCUUCGGCUGCAAGUUUCAAUUCAAGCCCAUCAGGGUGUCUGAACCUGUGCUGUUCCUGCCUGUGAGGAGAGGAAGUGUGACUGUGCUCAGUGGAUAUGCUGCUGAUGAAAUCACCCACUGCAUACGACCACAGGAUAUCAAGGAGCGUAGAGCUGUGAUCAUCCUUAGGAAGACAAGACUUGAUGCUCCACGAUUGGAAACGAAGUCCCUAGGUAACUCUGUGUUACCUCCUGGUUACACUUCUGAUCGUCUAUCAGGAAGCAACAGGGACCAGAUCCUAAAACCAAAGCGGUCCCACCGAAAAGCAGAUCCAGAUGCUGCUCAUAGGCCACGAAUUUUAGAAAUGGAUAAGGAAGAGAACCGGCGUUCUGUCCUCUUACCAAAACACAGGAGAAGGAGCAGCUUCAGCUCUGAGAACUAUUGGCGAAAGUCUUAUGAGUACACAGAGGACUGCGGAGAGGAUGAUGGGAGCCCAGCCCGAAAAGUGAAGAUGAGAAGACACUGAGAAAUGAGCAAAAAGACUCAAGCUGCAGAAACCAGCCUCCCUUCUGUGAAAACUUUCUUUGGCUGUUUCUCAUAGCUUUUUUUUUUUUUUUUAAAGAGUUUUUUUCUUCAUUUUAGGGCUGAAGAAAGGAACUGGGACAGGAUCCGUAAUUUUUUUUUUUUUUUUUUUUUUUUUUUUUGUUCACUUAUUUUCCUGAAUGGAAAUGAUAUUGAGGCAUCUUUGUUGCUGGGGAGCAUUGGUUACCACCUGGUCAGAUAGAUGGGCACUUUGCCCUCAUCAGGCAGAUAAAGUUCAAGCUGUGCUAGGCUGUGUUUAUUUAAAACACCAAAAAUGUUUUACUGUUUCACUGCUGAAGAUUCAAGAAAUUAGUCCUUUUGCUUUAAUUGUAAAUUUUUUUAAAUGUUCUAAAUAUAUUGUUUGACCCCCAGAGUUGAAACUUGGUCAUGGCCUCUUCAUGCUUUACCAACCUAGAAUAGGGCUUGCUAAGCCCUAAGUCUCCUGUUGAUUUCUUUUCUCUUAACCUGCCAUUUGGUAACUGGAAUCUUGAAGUUUGCAAAUUGCUCUUCCUGCAACAGAUUUCCAAGUUGCUUAGGACAUCUAGCUGAUAGCUUAUAUGGCCACUGCACCAAACUCUGUUUUCUCCCAGAUGUGCAGUUGUCACACUUCUCAACCAGUUCUUGACCAUUCCCAGCAGCCCAGGAGAAAGGGAGCGGGAGGAAAAGUGGUACUGGAACAGAGCCCUUUGUUUAAAUAGCAUGAUUUUGUUCAUAGGUAUCUCCUUUCAUGCAAUUGGACAUAUGUGUGAAUAUUUGGAUAAGUUAGAGUCUUCUCAUGUUUUGGUCGGUUUUAGAAAUUUUUCUAGCAAGGAGGACUGAUGUCCUUCCAAUUCUAGGGUUUGGAAUAUGGAAAAGUGUCAUGGCGUGUGGUGGGUUUUUGUCUAUAAUCUUUUUUGUCUUCGCUCUUUCCCUUCUUUCUUGAUGAGGACCUAGCCUGGGAGAGGUCUCCAUGUUACAUGUUCAGCAUUUGGCAGUCUAUUUUCUAGGUCCCUUUUAAGAGAAGGCUCCUCCUUCUCUUAUUUCCCUUCUCCCACCCCCACCCCCCAAGGCAAGGUCUUCAGAUGAUAUCAACUUUUGAAAAUUCUCUUUUUCUCUCUUCUUUUAACCUUUUAAUUCUUAUAGAAAGGGGAAUUUCCACAGGUUUUCAUGGCUUAGUGUUGGCCAUGAGGAAAGAUAAGAGUUGGCUGAUGGAAAUUUGUACUUCACCUGAGAUUUUUUUCUUCAUCAGCUUCUUGGGAGGGUUGUGAGUGUUACAAGUAAUGGAAAGAGCCUUUUUAAUACAUUUUUUAAAAUUAAAAAAAAAAAACCUUUAGCAACUUUCAAUGAGUCAGGCCUGUUAAAACUGAAGUCUUAAUCAUUUUGAACUGCUAGGAAUUCUUAGUAGACACAGGGCUCCAUUGGCCAUAAAGAUGACUCAGGAGAAACCUGACUCCUGCUGCUAAGACCUUAACUUUCUUUUCCCACCUAAUCCUUCUCUGUUCUGUCCUGUUGACUUAACUUGUCUGAGGCCUUGAAGGCUCUGGAGGUUUGGGGUCUAGUGAUAAAUUUAGAACCCUCUUUUGAAAUACAAAUUUAAAAAAAAACUUCUCAGAUUUUGAUUCCUUGAAUCUGGAUUUAAGUACUAAAGCAGUUGCAGCUUUAUUUUUUUUACAGCUUUUUUCCCCAAAAAAAUUAUUUGUAGUUUUGUGUGUUUGGCACUUUGCUAUGAUCUGUGUGCUCUACAAUAAAAACAAAAUCUAAUAUAUUUUGAAACAUAUUGUCUGAUGCUGUCCUAAAGAGUGACUUUAUUUUGUUAAGUUCCCUUUCUCUACUUUACCCCUUUUUGAAAAAGGGAUCGGUUCCCUGUCAGUUUUUGAGGGUGAAACCAUACUGCCUGCAUGUAGCCGAAGAGGAUCCUGGCACCCAGGACAAGUUAGUUGGUAGUGUCUGAGUAGUCUGCUUCACUGAAGGAAAGAAAAGAUAUUGUUUAGGUAGUUUGAAUCCUGACCUAGGAUGGAGCACUUUGUCUCUUAAAAGGCUUACAAAAUCCAGGCAGGUUUAGGGUAUAUAGUGAGCCAUCUCUGUAAAUCCAUUGCCCCAUGACAUAAACACCACCCUCAGAAAAUAGCAUCUUUCUCCUGUAUCCAUCAAGGCCCCAGGUGACCCUUACUGGUGGCUUGCCAACUACAGAUUAUAUCAUAGUGAUGUUUAUCCGUUCUUUAGUUACUUGGUCUGGGGUCCUGACCUAUGUGGCUGGUGGUUACCAUUUUCUCACCUUCCUUUGAUAGAAGAGGUAAGGAAAUAAAACAGUGAUUGUUCUGGGAAUCUUCCUCUUUCGAGUGGAGUGCUGAAUAUCACCAAACUCCAAACUAUUCCGUAGCUACCUGACACACACAGAUAACAGUUUGGCUGGAGAAGAAGGUCUUUCCAAAUAGACCAGGACUUGGAGUUUUUCUAGAUAAUUUGAGGGCCGACUUGAUAGGUGUCCAGGUGGCUCUCAAUCAUUUAAUUUGUAUGAAAUAACUGUUCUUCAUCUCCCAUCUUUUAUUUAGUGGAUCUAAAGUUCUGGAGAUGGGGAGACUAUCUAAGUGUCUCUUGGAUAAACCAGACCCAGCCAUGUUGUUUGGCUGUGCAAUGUUGACAGGUAUGAAAUCUGAACCAGCAGGUACCCUAAUACCUUCUCUUCUUUGCGGACUCUUAAGAAGUAUUAGGAGGAUUGGAAUCAAAAGGGAAAGGGGACAGCAAUGGGUUGACAGCACUGGGAGUUUGAAUUUUAGGAAUUCAUUCAGACUCUUACAAGCUUAGAAUUAAGCUUUUGUGUUUCUGCUCACAAGGCCACCUACUUCUCAAUCUCUCCCUAGCUUCUAGGACAUUAAUAAGACAGUUCACUUAAAAGUUACCAAGAACCAACUGGAGGCAGGUCGUGAGAGCAGCAGGUAGGACGGUAUGCCCACAACUUCCCCUGGUUUCUCUGACUGCAAGUGGCAAGGGAGUGAUGGCACAGGCCCCAGUUUACCAACAUAUCAACCUGCAGCAGCAAAGAGAACCCUGCAGAAUGAAAAAGACUCAAAACAAGUGAGUCCAUUUGUCUGGUUCUUGAGCAAAACUGUCUUGGAGAGCAGAGGAAAGAUUUUCCUAAGCAACCUUGACCCACUAAUAACUAGAGCCUUAGCAGUGAAAAUCCGGACUGAAUUAGAUCUGAUCUAGGCUUUUACCAGAUCCGUAAAGAAGAAAAGGGAGAAUUAUAGGCUCUGGCUAGAAAUAUCACUGAUUACAGUUGUGUGGGGGAUUUAACAGAACCAUUAAGAACCUUAGCUUUUGUCAGCUCUGGAGAACACGGUGGUACUGAGGUAGACAUUGAUCUUCUCCCUUUUUGAUCUCUUGACCCUCCCCUUCCCCUGUUCAAACAUCUGGUAAAACCUAAGUAUUUCUAGCUCCAACUGGGUAAACAAACCACUGUAAAAAUCCAGACUUGAGAGUUUGACUGUAGGAUAGGAACCCACAAGUGGGUGAGAGGGUCAUGUCUGGCACUAACCUGAAAAUCCUCAAGCAGGUGGCUUCUUAGGCCUUGGCAGACAGCCUGACCAGCCAGUUUUCCCUAGGCCUUGUGCCCUCGAUGGAGAAAAUCUCAACUUUCCAGGUUGGAUUGUGAAGAAUUCAGAUUUGCUGUCAUCUUAGCCUUCUUUGAAAUAUCAAAUGCUACUUUCCCCUCCUGCCUUGCAAACUUCCUUUUGAUGAGCCCUUUUCUUACAGCUGGACACUUGCUGAGAGGAGCAGGGGAGGGAUGGGUACAGUCCUUUAAAAAGAACUUUGUUACAAAAGUGGCAAUAUUUAUUUUCUUUAAUAUUUCAUAGAAGUAUAGUUUGUUACAGAGCUAUACAGUGCAAGACCCAGACGCACUGGAAUUGAGGGGAUGCCUGUUGGAAAAGGGGCAGCUUGUCAUUCUAGUUAAUUCUGAGAAUUUUAGCUGGGCCCCCCCACCGUUUGUAUAAAAUGUUACAUUUAAUGUAAUAAAAGCAGGAAACACUGA
Molecule: messenger RNA, 6612 nt
Organism: Sarcophilus harrisii (Tasmanian devil)
Lineage: Eukaryota; Metazoa; Chordata; Mammalia; Dasyuromorphia; Dasyuridae
Gene: ALKBH5
Product: alkB homolog 5, RNA demethylase
Exons: 4
Coding region: 1393-2547 (384 amino acids)
Biological process (GO): mRNA export from nucleus; mRNA processing
Cellular component (GO): nucleus
Molecular function (GO): oxidative RNA demethylase activity
Source: RefSeq, a predicted model, not a curated record